This is a messenger RNA of Paramecium tetraurelia, 2253 nucleotides long. RefSeq lists its product as uncharacterized. The transcript has 5 exons. Lineage: Eukaryota; Ciliophora; Oligohymenophorea; Peniculida; Parameciidae. The record is from RefSeq and is a predicted model, not a curated record.
AUGAAUCAAAGACCGAUUCGACCAUCGAGUGCCCAAUAGAAUGUGUCUCAUAUGAGUGAUAAGAAUGCCUCCUUUUUAAAGAAGUAAGAGAGUUAGAUAAUGAGUAGUCCAUAUAAGCAAGGCAAUCAAUUGAACGUUUCAUAAUAUAGAGUGAAGGAGAGCGAGAAAUUGCUAGAAGACAACCAAUAAUUGAAGGUAUAGCUCAAUUAAUUCAAAGAUGAAAAUAUUAAAUUAAGAACACGCAACACAAACUUAGAAAAAGACCUUCAAAAAUGUUAAAAGAUAAUAGAAGAAGUAGAAGCAACUGGUAACAUGAAGAGGUUCUAUGCAAAACCAAGCACUGAUAAUCAAAUGAUUUUAAGUUUAAAAAGCUAAGUAAAAGAAUUGAGGCAAAUGUUAGAUCAAAGAGAAUAAGAGAUGGUCUAGCUCAAAAAGUCUGUUAAAUUUACUAGACUUACUGAGAUGGAAAUUGAACGCAAACACUUUUAGGAUGAAACCUUAAGGAUGAAAUAGAUCAUUGAAGAAUUGAUUCAAUAAAAUCUCUAUGCUCAAUAAAAAGAGAAGGAUUAAUAAAAAUUAUAGGACAUGGUGUAGCAAAGGGAUAAUCUCAUCCAGUAGAUGCAAUAGGACAUAGAAUAACUAGAAAUUGAGAAUAAGAAUUUAUAGUCUCAAUAAUAGCAACUAAUUAUAGGAUAUUAAGAUUUGGAUUAGGAGUACGUUAAAUUAGAUCAGAGCAUUUAAGCUAAAUUAAAGUCUAAGGAUAAGUAGAUAAAUGAACUCAAAAACAACUUAAAAAGAAUGUAAGAUUAAGUUGAUAGAGAAAAAAAAAUAAUUUAACCAACAACAACAACAACAACAAAAGCCAAUCAUCCUGCAUUAUAAACUCAUAAUAAAUAACAAAAACGUAUCUAGAGUGCAAAACCCUCUCUGUAAGUCACAAAACCAAUUUAAUAAGAAGAAAUCUAGGAUCUCAUUCAAGAAAUUAAAUAUAAAUUGAUUGCUCUUUAGAAAAAUUCACAUCAAAUCGACAACCUACUAUUCAGUGAAUCUUCUUAAUAAACUACUAUCUCUUAAUUAACAGAUAAGCUAAUUAAUGAUCCCUUUUAUCUAGAAAGGAUGGAUGCUUAAAAUUUAGCCAGAUUCUUGGUUGAAUCGCCUCAAUAGAAAUAUCCCUACACUAUGAAUAUGUAGAUUUCUCAAGAUAACGGAUUGAUUCGUGGAUUAUUUUUCAAGACUAUAGGUUAUUGGGCCUGCUAUGAUUAAGUUGAAACUAAAGUGAUCGAAGCUAGUUUAGCAAAAGUGUUCUUUGGAACUUAUUCUCAAUUUGAAAAGUAAAUGAGCAAGAAAACCUUCACCAAAACAGAAUUUAUAAAUUAGAUAUCAAAGAUAUUGCAAGGAAAAUAAAUAAGAGAAUUGGAAUUGACAUAUUUACUCUCUAAAAUUAUUAUAAAAUCAAAGCAUCUUAACACCUUGAAGGGAGACUACUUUAUCGAAUACUUAAAACAACUACAAUAAGUGAGAGCAGAAGAUGAUAUAACCGUAGAAGAUCUACAACAAUACUACGAUAAUAAGGAGUAACAUAUUUAAGUGAUUUUAAGUGCUGAAAAAGGGUUCUUCUAUUUUAAACAAUAGCGAAGCAAGCAGGAAUAAAUGAUUGCCCUCUUAGAGACAAAAGAAGAGAAGUUAACAGAUUAGGAAGGACUAAACGAUGGCACUCCCUAGAAAUCAGUUCAACAAUAUUUGAUUAAGGGAGGACUUGUAAGAAGUCAUUCGGAUCCAGAUCCCUUACAAAUGAAAUUGAUUGAGCAGGAGGAAGAAGAAGGAGAGGAGGAGGAACAGUAUAAUGAAUAAAAGCAGAAUGAAGGAUAAUAUGAAUAGUAUGAUCAGUAUGAUCAGUAUAAUGAGACUGAAUAUGAGAAUGAUUUCUAACCUGAUUUAAAUGAUGCUUAGAUUGAAGAUGAAUAUGGAAUACAAGAGGAAGAAGAUGACGAAUAUAAUAUCAAUGUAGAUGGAGUAUUUGAAGAGGAUAACGACGAUGAAAAUGAUCAAUGGGAAAAAGUGGAAAAUCAUAAAGGGAACUUCCCAGUUCGAUAAGAUCGAUAAAUACCAAAUAGUCGUCCUACUUCCAGCUAUAUCAAUAAAGCAAAUAGGAGUAAUAGUGAUAUCAAAGCCAGUCUUUAAUCUGAAUUGCAUCCCACAAAGGAAGUUAAUGAGGAAGAAUACCAGGAGGAUCAAUUCGAGGAUGAAAAUUGA